This is a messenger RNA of Dermacentor silvarum, 1473 nucleotides long. Its product is annotated as sulfotransferase 1C4. NCBI's taxonomy places the organism in Eukaryota, Metazoa, Arthropoda, Arachnida, Ixodida, Ixodidae. The record is from RefSeq and is a predicted model, not a curated record. Gene Ontology annotation, cellular component: cytoplasm. The transcript is spliced from 2 exons. Gene Ontology annotation, biological process: sulfation. Gene Ontology annotation, molecular function: sulfotransferase activity. The coding region runs from base 7 to 486 and encodes 159 amino acids.
UCGAGCAUGUCGAAGAAUUCCGAAGCAAGCGAGCCAGUGGCUCGCACCAUGGCUCUCGACCUCGUCGACGGUGUGCUCGUGCCUCCGAAGUCUUUCCGUCGUGACGUCAUCAGGGACGCACUCAAGUACGAGGCCCGCCCGGACGACAUCUUCCUGGCGACGUACCCAAAAACCGGCGCCACUUGGACCCAGUACACGCUAUGGUAUCUUCUCAACCUCGACACCCAGAAGCCAAUGCCCACAUUCACCGAAAUCUUGACCAAGUGUGCGCCCUUCCUGGAGCUGGUGGGCCGAGAAGUUGUCGAAGCACUCCCGGCACCGCGACUGAUCAAGCAUCACCUGACUUUCACGGCGUCUCCGUACCACCGCGACGCGAAGUACGUGGUCAUUGUGCGUAACCCCUUCGACUGCGUCGUCUCUUUUUACCACCACUGCAUGGGAGACCGAGCCAACUUGAGGAUGCGUGCCGACACCACUUUUGACUGAGUUCUUCGAGGACUUCAUGGACGGUCACGUGACGUUCGGCCACUACUUCGAGCACAUCCUCUCCUGGUACGCCCACCGGAACGACCCGAACGUGUUCUUCUUCUACUACGAGCACUUCAAGAGCGACCCCAGGAAGACUGUGCUGGCGCUGGCGAAAUUCGUCGAUGCGUCCAUUUGGCAGAAGUUACGCACCAACAAGGCACUGCUGAACGACUUGUUAGAGCGUAUCUCUUUCGCCAAACUUAAGUCGAGCGUCGUGAUCGACGGUGACGUUCCAUCGUGCUUUAAACGACCACAAGCACUGCGUGGCAGAAGGCGAUGCAAAAGCAAGUGAAACCAAGGGGGCUGGUAAAACUGCAGCGGGUGAAAGCACUGGUGGUGCGGACGACCGCUCGACGACCCCGGAUGACCGUGCCAAAAACUUGCAGACGUCCGAGGAAGAAAUGGUGUCCCUUGGCAACUUUUUUCGCAAGGGUCAGGUGGGAGACUGGAAGAGUUAUUUCAAACCAGAGCAGGAGAAGCGUCUUCGUGAAAUGUACGAAAAACGAAUGCGCGGAACGGAGAUGUGGGACGUUUGGAAGGAAUACCUGGAUUACAAUGACUGAGAAGGCCACUGCCAAUGUCUGUGCCCUAAAGGAUCAAAAAGAAACGAAAUUUGGGCCACGUUUUAUCGUUUCAGAAUACUGACAUGUGCGAUCGCUUAUUAUGAACAAUUAACGAAGGAUCCUCCAGUGUCAAAUAUCGUUGUAUGGCAGGCUUUUAGUUUCUGACACUUGACUUUAGGGUUUAGAUGCUGCCGAAUGGAAAAUAAUUCAUCUACAGCUCCUGCUGUCGACAGCACGUGCGGAGCUCGAGUUGGUGGGUGCGAGCGAGGCCGUGGCAGUAGCAUUUCGAUGCAGGCGAAAUGCAAGAAGGACUACGUACUUAGAAUUAGGUGCACGUUAAAGAACGCUAUGCGGCCAAAUUUAAAUUGGAGUCCCCAAUUAC